Botrytis cinerea B05.10 is the source of this 1312-nucleotide messenger RNA. RefSeq lists its product as hypothetical. The record is from RefSeq and is a predicted model, not a curated record. NCBI's taxonomy places the organism in Eukaryota, Fungi, Ascomycota, Leotiomycetes, Helotiales, Sclerotiniaceae. The transcript has 3 exons. The coding region runs from base 222 to 1085 and encodes 287 amino acids.
GGAGUUUGCGCUCUUUAUUUUCUUUCUCUUGCAAGUUUCUGCGAUCCCCAAAUUUUCUUUUCAACGAUUGCUUCUAUUACACAGCACUUUGAGCACUUACUCUGCUUCUUUGCACUCUGUUUUUUAAACUUUUUGCUUCUAUUUGCUUAUACCGUCUUUGAGCUUUUCUUCUUCUCUAAUACCUCUUUAAUCUGACACCUUAUCAAACACUGUCUUUCAAAAUGGAGUCUGCUUAUGUUAUCACUCGUGAGCAGCACCUCUUCUUUGAAGAGAAUGGCUACUUGGUCAUCACAAAUGCUCUCAAUGAACAAGAGAUUGAAAAUCACAAAUUCUGGGCUCAAACUGCACAUGAUCUUCCACGAGUCAAAGAGGCUUGCGAUUACCUUCAAUACGAUGAGAUCAACAAGAAUGGAGAACGUGUGCUGUGUAGAGUUGAGAACUUCACAACUGCUGUUCCAGGCUUCAACUCACUUCUACGUGGCAUGAAACUUGUGAGCAUUGUUAGCCAAUUGGCAAAUGGCCACAUGGUUCUUUUUAAAGACAAGUUGAACUACAAGUUUGCUGGCUCUGGUGGAUUUGCUGCACAUGUUGACCGUGCUGGCUAUGGUGCCUUCAGUAACCUCAAACACUUGUCUAUUGCCAUCGCAAUUGACCCAGCCAACCAAAAGAACGGCGGUAUGGAGGUGGUUUCUGGUAGCCACAAGAUGAAAAUUCCAAUCGGCGCUGACAAGACUCUUGAAAAGAGUUGGGUCGAGGCUCAAGAAUGGAUCCCAGUUAACCUUGAAGCUGGUGAUAUCCUCAUCUUCGGAACCUCUUUUGCUCAUAGGAGUGGACCCAACAACAGCACCGAUGAUCGUCGAGUUCUCUAUGCUACCUACAAUCGUGCAGUCGAUGGCGACAACCACGACGCGUAUUACCUUGAGCGUGCCAAGAGAUAUCCAUCCACUCACCACCGAAUCCCCGGCGUCAACUAUAUCAAUGGUUCAAAGGAUUAUGCGUAUGGUACACCAAUGCUUACUAUCGAAGGAUUGGUUGAGCCAGCAGUUACAAAGGAGAAAGACGGCGAGAAGGAAUCUUCUGACUGAUGUACCGAUGGGUAAAGAUGAAGCAUGGAGUAUGAUAAUGAAGACUUAUGAUGGCAUCAAAGGGCGUUAUUAUGGAUGGUGGACCUGACUUCAAUUUCCAUAGUUACUUGCAUAGAUCCUAAGGUUGUUCUAGCCAGCGUUUUCGUGUUCCCACUAGGGUAUGCUGGUUCUUUAAACCUGGCCGGAGUGAUAAUAACACAAGGUCAAUAACUAAGAACUUUCUCACA